AUGGAGGACUCUUUCCAAUUUAUUAUAGAAUCCCCUCAGCACAGUCAAGGCCACAAGAAGCGUCCUCGUCUCGUCACCUCCUGCGACAACUGUCGUCUCAAGAAGAUCAAGUGUCUUCAACCGUCUCCAGAGUCAAAGUGUGAGGCAUGCAAGGCUGCAAAGAUUGCCUGUCGGUUUCGGGACAGGGAGCGCUAUUUUGCUGAGCGCAGUAGAGCCAUCGCGGGCCCUAAUUCUAGUGUGUAUGCGACGGAGCUCAGGUCGGAGCCCAGUUCCACCCUAGAUGCUUUCUCGGUGGCCUCCGGUUCCUCCAGUCCCUCCCUUUCUUCGUCCGAUCCACGGUCGAAUUCCCACUCGCCUAAAGCAAGUGGAAUGGUGUCAGCGGAUAUUGAGCACUCGGGCAGAUACCCGUCUUAUGCCCCAGACUCGCGUCAUAUUGGGCCUUCCCAUGGGCAUUCUUCUUCUAUUUCGUCUUUUGAUUCUUUAAGAAGUAACACCGGAGUACCUCCUUAUAAUAAUUUUGUUGGACAUACACCACCUCUAUAUCCUACUGUUUCGCGUAACUCAUACCAAGGCGACCAGCGUCCUAUUCAACUAUUCGACCCAGAGAAUCCCCAGCGGCCACAUCCUAAUUUGAUGACUCAUUUCAUUCAAGUCUUCUUCGAUCGACACGGUCAAGAUUUCACCUUCCUUACAUAUCAAGAUGUCCUGGCAGAUUUCUGGGAACAAAGAUUAUCUCUCAUCUUAGCCAAUUGUAUAGCCGCUAUGGCCGUAAAAUACUCUAAUAUCUCAGAAUUUUCCGCACGCGACCUGCAUAAUGUUGCCGAGAACUACAUAGAUAUCGCAAAGCAUCUGCUAACCAGCAUGGCACAUAUCCCGUCUUUGGAGACGUUACAUGGUCUAAUGCUGUUAUGUUGGCUAGAGCACAAUCAUCAUAGGUUGCCUGGUUUCCGAACUUACUACGGGAUGGCUGGGAAAAUGGCCAACGAUCUCGGCCUUCAAGAUCCACAUAAUCUAGAACUCUAUCCCAGCGAGUACGAGCGAUCCCGCAGGCGCGCUACCUGGAACGGUAUGGUCCAGUUACACAUUACUGCAAAUUCCUUUCGAUCAUAG
Messenger RNA from Psilocybe cubensis, 1110 nucleotides. RefSeq lists its product as uncharacterized. Gene Ontology annotation, molecular function: zinc ion binding; DNA binding; DNA-binding transcription factor activity, RNA polymerase II-specific. The transcript has 8 exons. Lineage: Eukaryota; Fungi; Basidiomycota; Agaricomycetes; Agaricales; Agrocybaceae. Gene Ontology annotation, biological process: regulation of DNA-templated transcription; DNA-templated transcription. The coding region runs from base 1 to 1110 and encodes 369 amino acids. The record is from RefSeq and is a predicted model, not a curated record.